AUGGAUGACUUGGAAAAAUAUUACGACAUGAUGCAUUCAAUAAAACAAGGAAAUACGCAAAAAGUAAGAGACAUAAUAGAGGAAUUUGGUUUAUCAUCCUGUUCAUUGUGGGAUGAUGGGUAUCAACUACUUACUGCUACCGUUGAAAAAAAUCAAGUAGAAAUAGUUGCAUAUUCAUUGCAGAAUAAUGCAAAAGUUAACAGCGAUCGUGAAGUCCUGCCACUUCUUCAGAUAGCCGCCAUGAACAACAACACGAAAAUUUUCAAAAUUCUUCUGGAACACGGCGCUAAAAUAAGUAAUAACAAUAUAUCACCAAUUAAGUUAGCAGUUGAGUACGACAAUAUUGAGAUCGUAAAACUUAUCGUUAAGCACAAAAAUUUUGGAAAAAAAUAUGAUCAGUCAUUACUGCAUACGGCUGUCAAGAAAAACAACUUUGAAAUGGUCUCAUUAUUAUUAGAAAUUGGUGCGGAUGUCAAUGAAUAUGAUGAAGACAGAUCAGCUCCAAUCCAUCACGCAGUAGAGGCCUGCAACAAUGAUAUUUUGCAAUUAUUGUUAGAUUAUGGAGCAGAUAUUAAUGCUAAAAAUAAAUAUGGAAAUACUCCACUUUGUUUGGUUCUAAUGGUUCCAAUGAGUUCGUAUAACGGAACUCAUUUAACGUCUACUAUCUUGAGAGAGUAUUUACGUCAUUUACCUGGCAAUCCAAUGAAUAAAAGUAAAUUGGAUAUUCUCCUAGAUAAUGAUGCAGACAUAAAUGGUCUUGAUAUUCGUAAAUAUAUUUCACGUAGUAACCGUGGUAGCACGCUUCAUCAUGUUGGUGGUGGUGUUAGUAGAGUUAUUACGAUUACUAAUAGUAGUAUUAUUCGUGGUGUUACUGCAGCUCUUGUUAAUGUUACUAGAGGUGUUGCUGGUAGUGUUAAUGGUAGUGAUGAAAACAGUAGUUCGGAAAAUAAAAAAUGCAUUAUUAAACAUAUUGUAAAGUUAAGAAGUCGAAAUACACCUCUAUCUAAUAACAAUAAUAUGUUAUUGUCUUCUCUUAUAAAACACAAACCGCUUGAUGAUUACAAAAAAAUAUGUGAGCAAGAACUGUCCAGAGCAAUGAUGGAAAAAAUACCAAACUCAGGGAUUUCAUUUUAUAAUAUUUUGAGCAAAAAUAGUGAUUUUUUAGCUGCAUAUGCAAAAAAUAUAAAUUAUCCUUCGUGUCUCGCACUUCGAGAUUACGAAGGUAGUAUCACUACUUCUAUGUCAUGGACCACAAGUUCAGAGCUAAAAAAUAUAACACUAGCGCCUUCCGGUAACCGUGGCGCUCCCUUACAACUGCUUACUCAUUCGUUUCUUUUGUGUCAGAGAGACCACACGUCAGUGCAAUUAGUGAAACAGUUUUAUAUAUUAUUUUUGCUACAAUUAGCUUAG
Molecule: messenger RNA, 1410 nt
Organism: Microplitis mediator
Lineage: Eukaryota; Metazoa; Arthropoda; Insecta; Hymenoptera; Braconidae
Product: ankyrin-1-like
Exons: 1
Coding region: 1-1410 (469 amino acids)
Molecular function (GO): protein binding
Source: RefSeq, a predicted model, not a curated record